AUGUACUACAUGAUACAGGGCAAUGUCAAGUUUGCACUAUCCAUAGAACCAAAGAAUGAAACUCUUCAGUCAUAUGCAACCAGAGUCGCCCAUCUUCGUAGCCAGGGACUCCCAUCGAUUCCAACAACUGUUAAAGUCGAGAAAGCGUGUAACCCAUUCCUCAGAACAUCAAGCAAAGAAAUCCGCAGAUCUUUAAGCAUUCCAGACUCAGCAAACGAAGUUGAAGCAUUGCGUCGUAUACACAGAGCCAGAGAUCGUUUCUAA
Eruca vesicaria subsp. sativa (arugula) is the source of this 264-nucleotide messenger RNA. The record is from the annotation of a GenBank genome assembly. Lineage: Eukaryota; Viridiplantae; Streptophyta; Magnoliopsida; Brassicales; Brassicaceae.